AUGAGAGAAACUCCCGUUCAAUUCAUUCAGAGAUACGGGAUCUCAGCCCAGUAUGGUUUCCUUCCUGAUACCGCUCCUCUACAACGGCUACCAGACCUCUAUUACCAGCCUUGGGAAACGCUGGCGGACACUCUGCCUGGACUCAUAGCGAGCGAUGCGGCAAGGACAAAGAUCGACCAGUUACCAAUUCUUGAGACAGACUACUUAGACACCGACCUAGAAUGGCGGCGAGCAUAUGCGGUCUUGGGAUUUUUGACUCACGCAUACAUCUGGGGCGGAGAUCGACCGGCAGAGCGACUCCCGCCUCAACUCAGCCGCCCUUUUCUGGCAGUGUCCCAACGGUUAGGACUGCCGCCCACCGCAAUGUUCUCGACGCUCAGUCUUUUGAACUUCGGGUUGAAAACCCCCGGUAGUGACCGAGCCAACCCGGACAAUCUCAGGUCGUUGCUCUCGUUCACCAACACCAGAGAUGAAGAGUGGUUCUACAUGGUCUCGACAGCCAUCGAGGCGAAGGGCGGCCCUCUUGUCCUGACGAUGCUUCACUGCAUGCAGGCCGUUGAUGAUGGCGAUGUCAAGUUGAUUUUGCGUUGUCUCCGAACCUUGACGCAGGGGAUCCAAGAAAUUGAAGCCAUUCUCAAACGCAUGCACGAACAUUGUGAUCCACAGGUGUUCUACCACAACAUCCGUCCGUUCUGCGCGGGGUCCAAAGGAAUGGCCGCGGCCGGAUUGCCGAACGGCGUAUUUUACGACGAGGGCGAGGGCCAUGGCCAAUGGAGGCAGUACAGCGGCGGGAGCAACGCCCAAAGCUCACUGAUACAGCUCUUCGACAUCUUCCUCGCUGUCGGACAUCAUGAAACGGGAGAAGGCAAUAAUCGCCGUCCUCCCAAGUCGCAAGAUGAGGGUACCAGUCCCAAUGGAUACUUACAGGAAAUGAGGAACUACAUGCCUCCGUCCCACCGCGAGUUCCUCACCCAGGUCGAGCGGAUGAGCAACCUGCGAAGCUACAUCUCCCGGUCCACGGCCUCUCCGGAUGUCCAGGCCGCGUACAAUGAUGUCGUUGCGGCCUUGACGCACCUACGUAACGGCCACAUCCAAAUUGUGGCCCGGUACAUCGUCAUGCCGUCCCGGCGGCCGCCGGCCGCAUACAUCGUGCAGCGGAAGGGAGCGAACCUGGCUACGGCGUGCUCAGCGACGACGGCGAGAAAUGGGGAGGACGAUGCAUCGGCCACAAGACAAUUACACGGCACCGGAGGGACGAGCGUGAUGCCAUUCUUGAAGCGCACAAGGGAUGAGACCAGGGAGGCUGUCGUCCACGUCCCUUGA
Molecule: messenger RNA, 1323 nt
Organism: Fonsecaea erecta
Lineage: Eukaryota; Fungi; Ascomycota; Eurotiomycetes; Chaetothyriales; Herpotrichiellaceae
Exons: 3
Coding region: 1-1323 (440 amino acids)
Biological process (GO): 'de novo' NAD+ biosynthetic process from L-tryptophan
Cellular component (GO): cytoplasm
Molecular function (GO): metal ion binding; indoleamine 2,3-dioxygenase activity; heme binding
Source: RefSeq, a predicted model, not a curated record